AUGAAAGAUUGUUCACCUGGUAUUGCACCCAUUGUCAAAGGAGACAAGUUCAGUCUUAAUCAAUGUCCACAAAAUGACUUGGAGCGAGAACAAAUGAGGAAUAUACCUUAUGCUUCAGCUAUUCGCAGUCUAAUGUACGCACAAGUGUGUACAAGACGUAAUAUAGGAUUUGCAUUUAGAAUGUUCGGUAGAUACCAAAGUAAUCCAAGCUUGGAGCAUUGGAAGACUGCUAAGAAAGUCAUGAGAUAUUUACGAGGAACCAAGGAAUAUAGGCUAACAUACAAACACUCCGACUUUUUGGAAGCAAUUGGUUAUUCAGAAUUAGACUUCGUUGGUUGUGUAGACAUAAGAAUGUCUACUUCAGGAUACAUUUAUCUCUUUGCUGGAAGAGCUGUGGCUUGGAGGAGCGCCAAGCAAACUUCAGUUGCUUCGUCUACCAUGGAAGCAGAAUACAUCGCUGUUUUUGAAGCUUCUGCUCAUGCGAAUUGGUUGAGGAAUUUUAUCAAAUAUUUAAAGAUCGUCGCUAGUAUUGCAAGGCCUUUGAAGAUUUACUCUGAUAAUAUGGCUAUAGUUUAUUUUGCAAAGAACAAUAAAAAUGGAAGCCACAAGAAGCAUAUCGACAUCAAGUAUUUGGUUGUCAGAAGACAUGUUAGAAAUGGUGAAAUUUCUAUUGAACAUAUAAGCACUCAACAAAUGAUAGCAUACCCCAUAACUAAAGGUUUGCUGGCAAAUUUGUAUAAGAGUCAUGUGGAGAAUCAUUGA
This is a messenger RNA of Pyrus x bretschneideri (Chinese white pear), 762 nucleotides long. RefSeq names its product secreted RxLR effector protein 161-like. Bases 1 to 762 code for a protein of 253 amino acids. The transcript has a single exon. The record is from RefSeq and is a predicted model, not a curated record. Lineage: Eukaryota; Viridiplantae; Streptophyta; Magnoliopsida; Rosales; Rosaceae.